AUGAGUUUAUACACUGUAACAUUUGAAGAUUCAGAUGAUCCGCAUGAUAAUAUUGAGCCUGUUCCUAUCGAUGUAAAAAUAUCUCCUCCGCAUCCAUCAAAUGCUGCACAUGGCGGUUUUAGAAGACGAAGAUUGGGGAGGGAGCCCGAAGAUAAACCAACUCGUGUAACAAAGGAAAGAGUUGAUGUAAAUGCAGUUAAUACUAGGAAUAUUAGGAAGAAAAGAACUGUCGAAGAAAAUCAUGAACCAAUUGUCCAAGAAGAAGAACAAGAAGAAAAGCCAAAAAGAAUCAGAAUUAAAAGAAAACGUCAACAUCCCACUCAAGAAGAAACACAUCCCGAGGAAGAAGCGCAUAAUGAAAUUCAACAAGAGAAAGAACAAUCAGAUCAUGAAGAAAAAGAUGAAAGCGAACAUGAAGAGGUCAAACCAAUUAAACAAGAGCAAAAAACUACUGUUUCGGAGAAAAAAGAAGAAAAAAUCAAUGAUGACGUUUUUGAUGAGGAAGAAGAAAUUGCAAGAUUGGUUAAAAAUCUUAAUGAACAAAUAUACACCCCGGCUGAUAAUAAUUUAACUAUGUACAGGUUCGAGAUCGAUAAUAAAAUUACAAUUCGUGGAAAAAGAAUUCAUUUCCAGCUGACAAAGAGUGGAUCACCCCUUUUCCAUGCUAAAACUAAAUCUAGAACAGGCACUGAAGAGAUACAAAUCUCAAAAGGUACUGAAAGUCACUUUAGCGGCGACAAUUUCGAAGGAGUAAUUUUAAUUGGCAAUGAUAACAAGAGUUUUUCACUCAGGAGGCAUGAUAGAUAUGCAAAGGAUGUUUGCACAAUCAUAUUUGCCUUCCACGAGAGUGAGAAAAAACCAAGAAUGAUGUCAUUAUAUAAUUUCGAAAGUGAAAAUGGAAUUCCGAAGGAACUUUUCACUAGGCCAUACAUAGCUGUUGAUGGAAAGUGGAUGAUACGUGUUAAGAAUCGUUCCGCAACGUCGAGUAUCAAAAAUUGUGUUAUUGUUGAUACUCAAGAUAAAGAAUGGAUCAUUGUUCUUAAAAAGGAAGAUAAUGUACUGUCUAUCGAGGCUUCUCCAUUGUUUGAUCCUCUUGUCGUUUUUGCUGUCGGAAUUGCUUCAUAUCUUUGUAAGUGA
Molecule: messenger RNA, 1137 nt
Organism: Trichomonas vaginalis G3
Lineage: Eukaryota; Parabasalia; Trichomonadida; Trichomonadidae
Exons: 1
Coding region: 1-1137 (378 amino acids)
Source: RefSeq, a predicted model, not a curated record